Akanthomyces muscarius is the source of this 1149-nucleotide messenger RNA. RefSeq lists its product as uncharacterized. Lineage: Eukaryota; Fungi; Ascomycota; Sordariomycetes; Hypocreales; Cordycipitaceae. Gene Ontology annotation, biological process: vesicle-mediated transport; mitotic spindle elongation. Bases 1 to 1149 code for a protein of 382 amino acids. The transcript has 2 exons. The record is from RefSeq and is a predicted model, not a curated record. Gene Ontology annotation, cellular component: Golgi membrane.
AUGCCGAGCAGCCCGUCGACGCAUCUGCGUCCCUCAUCGACCGCCUCCUCGCCCUCUCCCUCGCCGACCGAUGCCGCGCCACGCUGGUCCCGACACGACUCCUCGGGGCGGCUGUCCCGCGGGCACAUCCGCCGCCGCAGCAGCCACAACCUCUCCCCCUCCUCCUCGUCCUCCUACCUCGCGCAGGCGCAGUCGCUCGUCAAGCAGGCCGUCGACUGGGGCCUGAGCGUCCUCGCCUGGUACCUGCGGCUGCCGCCCCUCCAGCAGGUGCUGCUCGGCCUGGCGGGCCUCGUGCUCGGCGUGCUGGGCCUCCUCGCGCUCAUCUACACGCAGGCCUUCUUCGACUGGCUCGGCCCCGUCGCCGAGAAGUGGCGCGAGCUCCCCGGCGGCUGGCUCAUCAACUUUGCCAUGAUAUUCGUCACGUCCUUCCCGCCCGUCAUCGGCUACGCGACCGCCACCACCGUCGCCGGCUUCGUCUGGGGCUUCCCCUGGGGCUGGCCCAUUGCCGCCGCCGCCUGCACCCUCGGCAGCCUCGGCGCCUUUGUCGCCAGCCGCACCGUCCUCGGCACCUUUGUCGAGCGCAUGGUCGGCAAGGACCCGCGCUUCAUGGCCCUCGCCCAGGUCAUGCGCCGCGAGGGCAUCCUCUACCUCACCGCGAUCCGCUUCUGCCCGCUGCCGUUUAGCCUGAGCAACGGCUUCCUCGCCACCAUUCCCAGCAUCACGCCGCUCGCAUUUACCAUUUCCACCGCCCUGUCGAGUGUUAAGCUCCUCGUCCACGUCUUCAUCGGGAGCCGCCUCGCCGUGCUCUUCGAAAAGGGCUCCCAAAUGACCACCCGCGACAAGAUCAUCAACUGGACCGGCAUGGGCCUCAGCGGCCUCGUCGGCCUCGCCGUCGGCUUCGUCAUAUACCGGCGCACCAUGGAGCGCGCCGCCGACAUUGCGCGCGAGCAGGCCAUGGACGGCACCGACGCCGAGCGCGGCGAGGCCGGCGGCUACGUCGACUCCGAGACCACCCUCCUCGAUCCCGAGGACGCCGCCGCCAUCAUGUCCGACGACGACCUCUCUAUGUGGGAGGCCGACGGCGGCAACUACUCCGACGAGGAGAGCGACGGCAACAGGUCCAAGUCUCCGGGUCUGAAGAUGCACUAA